Molecule: messenger RNA, 918 nt
Organism: Talaromyces rugulosus
Lineage: Eukaryota; Fungi; Ascomycota; Eurotiomycetes; Eurotiales; Trichocomaceae
Exons: 3
Coding region: 1-918 (305 amino acids)
Source: RefSeq, a predicted model, not a curated record
AUGGCGAAUUCAACCUCAGCGCCAGAAUCAACCACCACCGCACCGCCGGAUUCGCGCCUUGUCGCGGAACGACUGGAUUUCUGGGCGCGACAAGUGAUUGGGGAGGUCACAACGUGUGGAUAUUUCAAUGGAGACACCGACCUGGGCUAUACAGCUUCUCCGCUCACUUGCGGACUGGAAUCUUCCUGUUUGUCUGAUACGUCACGAAAUAUUCACUAUUGCGGUAUCCCUGUCCUUGCGGUUCCACCUACCGCCUGUUUGGACUCUACAGCGUAUGUCACGGCAUGUGGCAGAAACUGUCAAGGGGAUCUGUCGACAAAAAAAUGCACAGAGGGCGAAAACACGUACUGCGCAACCAUGUACUGGAAUUCCCCCUUUGGAACAAAUUCUCCCAUGUCGGAAUUCAACUGCACCACUGCCGUCAUGACUUUGACCGUGACAUCCGCAGUCGAUGUCUCUGUCGCCCUUUCUACCGCUGCGUCUAUAGCACCCUCGACUAGCAAUGGUGCCUCGAUAACAUCACAUACUUCUGCACCGGCGUCUCCUACCGAAAGCGCAAGCUCGUCUUCUUCCUCAGGACUGAGUCAUAACGAUAUUAUAUACAUUGUGGUUGCGAUCGUCGGCUUUGCAAUAGUGGUAGGGGUUAUUUUUGGAGCAAUAAGGAGAUGGAGAAAGCCAGUACAAACGCAGCAUCCUGGAUUUGGUAAUGAAUACCGAUACCCCCUGGAUACUAGAACUCAUACCUCGGAAAGUACUUGGCCAACAUCAUACACUCCUACGACAGUAUCGACGUUUCCUGGAUCAAGAAGUGAGAUUUUACCGGAUGACUCUGUCAGCCAGGUUCAUAUUCCAGCGGCACGUCUAACAACAUACACACAGCUGUAUUCUCACGCGCCUACCGGCUCUGCUGGGCUAUAA